Molecule: messenger RNA, 3948 nt
Organism: Thecamonas trahens ATCC 50062
Lineage: Eukaryota; Apusomonadida; Apusomonadidae
Product: inositol 5-phosphatase
Exons: 3
Coding region: 1-3948 (1315 amino acids)
Biological process (GO): phosphatidylinositol dephosphorylation
Molecular function (GO): phosphatase activity; zinc ion binding
Source: RefSeq, a predicted model, not a curated record
AUGAUGGCCAUGGCCGAAACUGGCCCUGGCAGGACACCGGAAGGCGCUGGCGAGAGUGGCUCUGCUACUCGGGCUACCUUUAUGACCGAUGCCGACGAGAGCCAUGCAAAGGAUGCCCAUCCGGAAGAGAUCCAUGCCCGUGCGGUUGGCUCCGAGUGUGUGCUGGAGAUGGUCCAUGCCCCGCCGAGGGAUGAGCUCAAGGCGGCGCGAGCGGCACAAGAGGAGCUGCGGAUCAAGGCGCUGGAGACUCGGAGAGCUUUUGAUGCCAAGCGGCGCAAGGUGGAGAAGGAGGUCGAGGCUGAGCGGGCCCGGGUCAAGGCCGAGGCCGCUGCAGAGGAGCAGCGCCUGGCGGCCGUGGCGCAGCGGUUGAGACGGCGGCGACUGCGAGCUGCAUCGGCGUCGCUGCGGAUGGCGUCGAAGACAGGCUCGCUCGCUGUGCAUCCGCCACAGGGCCCACAGGGCCCACAGUCCCCGCACGCCCCGUCGGCUCCACGCCCAGCAACCUCGCCGCUGCCCAUGAUCCCGCUGCCGCCGGACGUCGCACUGAUGCGCUCGCCGGUCCGCCGGGUGGCAGACACCCAGGUUGCCCGCAAGAUGCGGCUCCGCCAGGCUGCACUUGCGCAGGCCCGGGCCGUCUUCCGCCGCGACCGCGCAAGGCUGGCCAAGGAGGCCCGGGCCGCACGUUCACGUCUGGAUUCCCGACGCCGGGUGGUCAACAAGAAGCGCGCCGUCGAGCUCAAGAUCCUUGCCCGCGAAGAGCGUGUUGCCGUCAACAAUGUUGCCUUUGAUCGGGCUCGUGCACGAGUUGAAGCCCGCACCACAUGGGGUAUCGGCCCGUUCCCGGCCACUCCGCGGCUGACCACCGUCCUCGACGAUCAGACCACCCGCCUUGUCCGCUCCAACAUUGCCAAGCGCAGGCUUCGCCACAUGGCCACCACUCUCUAUCAGGACACUCUUCACUGGAGCAUCGAGCCGCCUCAGGCAAACUCCCGCAUUCGACGUGGAUCGGUCUCGCCAGACUACGGGACUGAGGGCAUUCUCUCACCAGAGGCUGCGGAUGUGUCGUCGAAUCGCGAUGAGUGGGUCUCGCUGCAGGAUGCUGACGGAUCGGUGUACUAUCUGCAUCUAGCGACAAACACCCGUUCGUCCGAAAGGCCCACAACUGGGCGGAUUGUCUCGCCGCGUCAGGUUGGUGGCAGUGGCGCCACCCGGAGCAGCAGCGGCCGGAAGAAGCACAAGAAAAAGAUCGACCGCAUCCGCUACCCAACCGGCGACCCCGAGUCGAUGGGCUCGACUUCGGAUGAGAUGCACUCGCGCUCUCGCUCCCGCUCGCAGAAUGAGCGGGUGAGCGGCAGUUCAAGCUCGGACUCGGACUCGGACUCAAAGUCGGACGGGUGCACCGCUGGUGAUGACGGCUCCAUCAGCUCGUACUCGGGCGAGGUCUCGGUCUCGGAGCCCAGCUCGCCUUCCGCAGCCGCCAGCCGGCCGGACAACGGGAGCGAGUCGGACAACGGGCCGCCUAAGCCGACGCUUGUCUCGGCCGGCUCGUCCGGACUCGCACCGUCAACCAGCACCUCGUCGCCGCCCAAGGAGGUGGCCAUGCCGUCGUACGCCGAUUGGGAGUCGUUGCAGUCGGUCGAACUCAUGACCUUUGCCACCAUGGACAACAAGUCAAUGACGCUGCGGCCAAAACGGCGGGCGUCGCGGGCCGGCUCAGUCGCUGCCGCCGAGAGCAAGGCCGCCGCCGAGGCCGCCGCCGCUGCCGCCGACGCCUCGCCGGUCGUGCCGCUCGCCGAGACCCGAGUCCGGCGGACCGAGGCCAAGUCGAUCCAGCGUUUUGACGUGUACGUCCUCAAGGGCUCGGGCUUUUUCAAGGGCUUUAAGCCGCGGGUCCUCGAGGUCAACAUCAAGCGGCAAUCGUUUGCCAUCAUCCAGACCCGCCGCAAGGGCGAGAAGCGAAAGGAGCUCCGCGCCGCCGACGUGUGGCGGUUCGAAAAGUGCAAGUCCGACGCCAACAAGCUCUACAUUGUGUUUGAGGGCAAGACGCCGACGUACACCGUCCUCUGCCUCUCACCGUCGUGGCGCGACCUUGUGUACGAGACCCUUUGGGCCACCCACAUUGACGCUGGCAAUAAGAUUGGCCAGCUCUCGUUCCCGCUCUCGGUCUGGGUCGGCUCGUGGAACAUGGGCAAUGCGCCACCACCCGACUCGCUCGGCGACUACCUACCGACCGGCGAGCACGACAUGUACGCCUUUUGCGUCCAAGAGUGCAAGUACGUCCCACUCGACGCCCACGGCAAGAAAAUCCCCUGCGAGACGCGCGACCACUGGUACGACUACGUCCAAGAGGCGCUGGGCCCCGGAUAUGUCGUCCUUUGCAAGCACUCGCUGUGGGAGAUUCGCCUUGUCGUCGCCGUCCGCUCCUGCCACUACAACAAGAUCAUGGACGUCGAGUUCUCCAAGGUCGCCACAGGCAUUGCCAACGUGGCAGGCAACAAGGGCGGCGUUGCUGUCUCGUUCAACUUUUUCGAGACCUCGUUCUGCUUCAUCGGCGCCCACCUUGCCGCGCACCAGUCCAAGAUUGCCGAGCGCAACGCAGACUACGCCAACAUCGUCGCAGGCCUCCGCCUUGGUACCAACAAGGAGUUUGACAUCACAAACGUCGCUGACUACGUCUUUUGGUGCGGCGACCUCAACUACCGCAUCGAACUCCCACGCGAUGCUGUCAUCGAGUUCAACCUCCUCCGCUCGUGGGACGUCCUCUUUGCCAACGACCAGCUCCAGGCCCAGAUCGCCGCAGACGCCGCCUUUGUCGGCUUUACUGAAGCCACGCUUGACUUUCCCUGCACCUACAAGUACGCUCGCAACACAAGGACGUACGCCGCCGGCAAACACCCGCGCAUCCCAGCCUGGUGCGACCGCAUCAUGUGGAAGUGCGAGUCUCCGACGUACCAGCCCGACCUCGUCUACUUUACCGACUGCAAGUCCAUCAUGACCUCGGACCACGCCCCGGUCUCUGCCCUCUUCACCGUCUCGGUCCAGGUCCCCUACCGUCCCGAGCACUGGGACCGCGUCGCCCUCCCUUGCGCCCUCCUCCUCUCAGACAUCUCGGUCUCCCUCGUCCAGCCGGCCUCAAAGGCCAAGCCGGGUGACUCGUUCCUCGCCGUCUGGGCUCCCUUCCUCCCGGGCUCGCACUCGCUCGGCCUUCGCUCGUCGGUCGUCAAAAAGUCAUGGGAGCCGCACUGGGACGGCGACUCGCUGCCGCUCCUCCGGCCCUCGCUCUCAGAGCCCGACUUUAUCGCCAAGCAGUCCAUCAUCCUCGCCGUCAUCGACGCAAAAUCCGGCACCUCCCGCGGUGAGGCCAAACUCCCGCUCGGCCCGCACAUCCGCCUCCCUGACGACGACGAAACCGCGCCCGAUGCCCCGUUCUCGCUCCGCCUGCUCAAGGGCGGUCUGGUCACCGGCUCAAUCUCUGGCUCCAUCGCUCUCAACAUCCGCGGUGGCGCCCGCACUCCUUCGCUUACUCCUCGCGAUCCCUCGUCGCUGGCUGGCGGGAGCGGCGACGGCGGGGCGGUGGAUGACCCUGACGGGACGCUGAUGAUGGUCUUUACCUGCGAUGUGUGUGAGACACGGUCGGCCAAGACCUUUUCCAGGCAUGCCUACCACCAUGGUGUGGUGCUCGUCCGCUGCGAUGGCUGCCAGUCGCACCAUCUCGUCGCCGACAACCUCGGCUGGACCGACGCCGGCGGGUCCGGCGCCCCGCCUGGCACGCUCGAGGCCAUUCUGAAGGCCAAGGGCAAGGAGCUGCGAAAGCUGGACGGAGCCGAUGCGCUGGAGUAUGUGGCCGACCACGCCAACGAGCUCGAGUCGACGCUCGAGGCGCUCAAAGCCCGCAUCGAGCGGCAGGCCAAGGCCAAGGCCGAAGCUCAGGCUGAGGACAAGGCCUAG